Molecule: messenger RNA, 1623 nt
Organism: Kalmanozyma brasiliensis GHG001
Lineage: Eukaryota; Fungi; Basidiomycota; Ustilaginomycetes; Ustilaginales
Product: General substrate transporter
Exons: 2
Coding region: 1-1623 (540 amino acids)
Biological process (GO): transmembrane transport; carboxylic acid transport
Cellular component (GO): plasma membrane
Molecular function (GO): carboxylic acid transmembrane transporter activity
Source: RefSeq, a predicted model, not a curated record
AUGGAGGUGCACACGCUCGCCGCCACCGGUCGCUCGGACACAUCUGACGACGUGAUCCAGUCGAAGUCCUCGCCACCUUCCACCCCUGGCGCUCACGAUGCUGCUCACCAGCUCACCGCUACAACCUCCGCCGGCGAGAUCAAGAAGCCGCGCUCCAACAACUCGAUCCUGCUCAUCCUCGCUGCCGGCUGUGCCCUCCUUUCCGAUGGCUACCAGAAUUCUUUGAUGACCAUGACCAACGUCGUCUUUCGCACCCGCUACGGCACCAAAGUCUACGACGCAGCGACCCAGACCCGCAUCUCCAACGCCUCUCUCGUCGGUGCUAUCAUCGGUCAGAUUGCCGUUGGACUCAUCUGCGAUCGUGUUGGACGCAAAGCCGGCGUGACCCUCACAACGACCCUGCUUGUGCUCGGCGCGAUCUUCGCCACGGCCGCCUACCCCGUCGACAACAAGCCAGCCAACAUGUUCUGGUGGCUCACCGUUGCGCGCGGCUGCGUCGGUGUUGGUGUCGGUGGUGAGUACCCCGCAUCUUCCACAUCCGCCUCCGAAGCCGCUAAUGAGCGACUCGGCGCCAAGCACCGCAGCCAAGUCUUCAUCCUCGUCACCAACCUCGUCCUGGGUCUCGGCACCCUCGUCUCGCUCGGCUUCUUCAUGGUCGUCCUCCGUAUCACCGGCUACCACGACACCAAGGACGCGGCUGGCUUCCGCGACCUCGGCAUCAUCUGGCGCACCGUCUUCGGCUUCGGCGCCCUCUUCCCCCUCAUCAUCUUCUAUUUCCGCAUGAUGGUGCUCAACUCGUCGCUGUACCGCAAGACGGCGAUGCGUAAGAAGGUGCCCUACAAGCUGGCAUUGAGGCGGUACUGGAAGAGACUUUUGGGUACAGCGGGUGUUUGGUUCAUCUACGACUUUGUCGUCUUCCCUCUCGGCGUGUUUAGCGGUACCAUCAUCAGCACCGUCCUGCACAACCCGAGUCUGAUCCGGGUCGCGGAGUGGCAGUUCUUCCUCUCCUUUCUCGGCCUGCCAGGCACGUUCAUUGGCGUUUGGGCCCUUCCUUAUUUGGGUAGCAGGAAGUGCUUCAUGAUCGGUCUCGGCGGUUUCCUCGUCCUCGGCCUUAUCAUUGGCUGCGCAUACGAGCAGGUCAGCUCCAACGUCGCCGCCAUCGUCAUCCUCUUCGGUCUGCUUGCUUCAUCAGGAAAUUUCGGCCCAGGCAAUAUGUGUGGCCUUACAAGCUCAGAGGUCUACCCGUCCGCCCUGCGCGGCACGUUCUACGGCAUCUCCGCAGCUGUCGGCAAGACGGGCGCUGCAAUCGGCACGCAAGCCUUUACGCCAAUCCAAACGCACCUCGGCAAGAAGUGGGUCUUCAUCAUCUCGGCCCUCUUGGGACUGACUGGUAUCGCAUUGGUCUACUUCUGCAUCCCAGAGACGACCAAGUUCGAUCUCGCCGAAGAGGACAGGGCGUGGUUGCAGCACCUCGUGGACAACGGAUGGGAGGGCGAGAUCGGCGAUGGAAGCGAAGGCGUGACGGGCGCCAAGGAGGCGCUUGGUAGGGUCAAGAACAGCGAUGCGGACGAUAUUUCGACCGACGACGAGGAGAGCGCGCUCAGUGAGAAGGCUUCUCGUUAG